AUGUCCUCCUUCAUCCAACACACCGAGGCCUACGAGAGCGGCAUGAAGAACCGCCGUGAGGUCAUGGGCGACUCCUAUGUUGACGCGUCUCUGUCGAAAGGAGCUUCUGAGUUUGCUUCUCUCGGUCAGCAAGAUGCCACGGAAUUCGCCUGGCACAAUGUGUGGUCCCGAUCUGGUCUCGACAGAAAGCAGCGCAGCUUGAUCUGUCUGACGCUGUUGACCGUCCUGGGCAAAGAGAAGGAGUUGGCAGGCCACGUUAGGGGCGCAAUCAACAAUGGUCUGACCCCCAAUGAGCUCAGGGAGGUCUUCCAUCAACUCAUGGUCUACUGUGGCGUUCCAAUUGGUCUUGAAGGCUUCCGUAUCGCUGAUGCCGUCCUUGACCAACUCCAAAAGGAGGGCAAGCUGCAGGCGUAA
Apiotrichum porosum is the source of this 414-nucleotide messenger RNA. RefSeq lists its product as uncharacterized. The transcript has 4 exons. The record is from RefSeq and is a predicted model, not a curated record. Bases 1 to 414 code for a protein of 137 amino acids. Gene Ontology annotation, molecular function: peroxiredoxin activity. Lineage: Eukaryota; Fungi; Basidiomycota; Tremellomycetes; Trichosporonales; Trichosporonaceae.